AUGUCCAACACUCCCGCACCUGCCAACCCCGCUGCCUCGACCACCUCCGGCGCCGCAGUCAGCACUACUCAGCGCGAGGACACCGGCGCAGGCACUGCUUUCGGCGGCGCUGAGACCACCCCUCUUCACUCCACCCACUCGCACGCUUCUCACUCCGCUACUCCCUCUUCGACCCACUCUCAUUCUCACGCCGCAACUGGCGCGACCACCGGUACCGGCCCCGUCGUCGACACGACCCAGCGCCAGGAGGUCGGCGCAGGCUCGGGUGCCGGAACCGAGACCGCGCCUCUUCACUCGACUCACUCGCACGCCUCGCACACCGGAACUCCCGCUCCCGCCAACCCCGCUUCUUCCACCACGUCCGGUGCCGCAGUCGACUCGACCCAGCGCCAGGACACGGGUGCCGGAAACGUCGCUUCGGGCGCUGAGACGGGUGCUGCUGCUGCUGGCGAAGGUGCUGAGGGUUCGGCGGCGACGGGGCCUGAGGGUGGAUACCCUGAGCAGGUGCACGCGGGCAAGCUUGGUUACGGGCCGCACUACGCUGGAAACCCCGGCAUUAGCGACCAGCUCAAGGGAACCGAGGAGAUUAUCAAGGGCAAGCUCACGCACAAGCCCGAGCUCGUCCAGCAAGGCCACGACCGCAAGGACGGCGUCCUCGCCGAGCGCAAGCGCGAGUACGAAGCCGAGCACGACGACGGCGCGUUCUCCAAGCCCGCAGAGGGACAGGGCAACCCUGGCGGUGCGAAGGGCGCGAACGCCCCGGCUGGCGAGGCGGCGGGCGCGAAGAAUGUUCGUGAGAGCGGAGAUGUCGCGGCGGACAAGGCGGCGACCGCUUCGACCAAGACCAACUAG
Molecule: messenger RNA, 852 nt
Organism: Rhodotorula toruloides NP11
Lineage: Eukaryota; Fungi; Basidiomycota; Microbotryomycetes; Sporidiobolales; Sporidiobolaceae
Exons: 3
Coding region: 1-852 (283 amino acids)
Source: RefSeq, a predicted model, not a curated record